CUACCCACCAACCCAACCGAUUCCUCUCCAUCUCCGCACAACUGAGGAAAAUCCGCUGCGAUGUCUGCGACAAGGCGAAAGCCAUCGUCUUCUACAGUGUUGACGAGGCUGCCCUCUGCUCCUUCUGCGACAAGGGCGAAACCACCCACGUCCCUUCCCAGGAUCCAAAGGGCCGACCGAUCAAGAACAUUGUCUGGCUUAAUUGGUUUUUCAAUUCGCCUGCUGCCGACAGGUAUCUAAAAUGAGAAAAGCUUUGAAAUUUGCUUCCAUGGCGGAAGCCAUUUCUCAUAAUUCUAUUUCACAAUACUUUAAGAGAGAAAGAAGAAGAAGAACAAAUAGCUCUGAUUAUCGGUGGUGUCGGAUUCAAAACCACAUCGACGUCGGUCCAAUUUGUCUCCCCCAAUGCUUCAACUUUCUCUUCCAAUUACAAACAUUAUCCACACAUUUCCUCAACCUCGAAUCCCUAAUCGGGAUCUUCCACUGCCCGUCAUCGAAUCCCUCCUUCUCUGCCUCUCGCAGAUCCCACUCCAGUUGGGCCUUCUGCCUCGACUCCUGCAAGCAAACCCCUUGCAGCUCCGCCGACAUAGAGUCAUGGACCUUUCACCACUGCGGGUGCGCGACGUCACUGGCGAACUCGCUGAGUUCCAAUUGCAGUCGUAAUCCCUAAAACACAGCCACGGCUUCAUCCCGAGGUAAUGGAGCACGUAGAGCUCCGGCGAGUCCGACCUGAAGCGGUCGUUCUUCUUCCUCUUGACCUCUUCAUCGUCGACGAUCCAGAAGUGCUUCGGGAAGUUGAGCCAACGAGGGAUUCGAUGCCAUCAGGUAAAGAUCUCGUUCAGGUAGCCUUGAUCGCCACUGUUGUAGGAUUCGAUGCCUCCAUUCCCAACUCGACUCCUUCCCCUCUCACCUAAAAUCAAUCCCCCGCUACCCCUAUUUCAUAUCUCCCUUAAAACACCAACUAACCCAAACUAGGAUCCCAAACUAGCUCGGUUCACUUACCAUCUCAAAGCUGUUACUUUCUUUUUGCUUUUCUGAUUCUUGUCUCGCCCUCACUUGGGUAUUGGAACAAAUGACCCUUUGUUCCUUGUUUCUUGUUUGAAACCUUUUCUCCCUUUUCUGUUACUCUAAUAAUUAUAUAGAUCACCCAUAUAUAAAAAAUAACAUGAAAACUGAAGAAAAAAAAUUCAUUUCAUACCCCUGCUGCCAUACCUUCCUUCUUAGCUCUGCGGAGACGGUGGCGGAGAGUUAGAGGAGAAAGAGAGGAAUGGGUUGGGUUGGAUUUGGGUGGUGGGUUGGUUAGGUUUAAUUGGUUUUUAUUUUAUUUUUUAUUAAUUAUUUUGAUGAUGUGGAUGCUGACUAGACAGUUGACUGGACUAAACUAACAUAAUUUUGGAUGGAGAUGGACGGAAUUACCUUUUAGUUAUUAGUCCAAACAUAUGUUACUGAAACGUGCAAAAUUAAAGGUUUGUGACCGUUUUGUACAAAGUAAAUAGUUUUAUUACCAUUUAUAACAAUUACUCGAAUUAUUAGUGAUGUGCAAAUGGUGAAUUGCAAUCAUCUCUUUUCUUUCACUAUUUUUAUUUUCAAAUAGAAAGUUUAAAAGUAAAGAAUAAUUAGAGUUUGGCAUGGGUCGGUCAAACAGGCUGAAUUUCAACUUUUGGCCCGUUUUGAUCAAGUCUAAUUUAUAAUCACAUGGUUCCCUGAUACCCGAUAAAAUCUCAAUCCAAACCAGUUUGGCAGGUGACUCCGUGUUUACCACCAUUUUCUAGGGAUACAGGAACGACGGUUCAUAUCUCAAAUCGUGUUGUUCGUUCUUGAUUUCUUUAGAUUUUUAUCAUGGCUUGGCAAAAUAAGAAAGCACAAUGACAACAAGAUGAAAGUUUUAUAAAGCAAAUUAAUCGUUCAACGGGCCGAGUAAAAGCUAGCAACGAUUGUGAGAUGCUCAUUUCCCAAAAACCGGCGGGAUAGGCGAUUUUUUAUUCAAUUUUCUGGAAUUCGUUUUUUACAAAAAUUACUCCAACUCAUCAUAUUACCAGAAAUAAUAUUGUUUCACAAGGUAACAGGUACUUGAUUUUGGUUCAUAAGGCUGAUUUUUUAUUCGUUGCAUCAUUCAUGUCUUUUUCCUGUUAAAAUUCGCUAUUUUUAUCACGUGUUUCAAAAAAAACUAUACAACAAUAAGCUAUACACCCCAUUACAUUAUCAAAUUUCAUAUCUUAUCUUCCUCCGGCCAACUGGCCUGGGUCACGCUAGUUGUUUAAAAAUCUAAAUAGUCAAAUAAUUAAAGAAAUGACCGAGAUUUAUGGAUUGUAAUAGUCACACGGUUGAGAUAAGAAUUUAACAAAAAUCGCUUCUUGCCUAUAAUUAUGGACAAGUUAGAAUCUGAAUAAAUCAAGAAAGUAUGUUAUGAAUCUCCUUAUAUAUAUAGAAGUUGAUGCUCUAGUUAACAUAUCACUUUACCUCCAACAAAAAGCCACUAGAAAAUCAAAAUUAGUGAGAAAUCAACCAUGAUGAAAAGGUUCUCAUGGGCGAUUAUUUUCAUACUUCUUAUUUGUCUCUUCCAUGGUAAUUAUCGAUAUUUUUAUGGUUUCAUGUCUCAAGUUUCAUUUUGAUGUACUUAGUAUAAAUGUCUUCUCUUAACAGUUAAUUAAGGUGGUUUGAUUUCAUAUGCGAUUAAUGUUUGCAAUAAAAUUAGGGAACGAGGUUGUAGCAUUCCGCAGUCACGAAUUUGGGCCGAAGACGGAUUUUUGCGACAAGUUCACUUCUUUUCCUCAAAGAUUUUUGCAUAUCCGAGGUGGUGGUUGCAAGGAUUCAAUAUGCGACACUGCAUGCAACAACAUGUUUGGAGGUGUUGGAAUAUCUGUUGCUGGACGAUGUGAGCAGCGUACUUGCGCAUGCUACGGCUAUUGCUAUCAUUUUAAUGAUCCUCCGCUAACAGAUGUAAAAUUAAAUUAAGAAAAAGAGACUAAUUUUUCUGCAACUAAAUAAAUAAUUUGGCGAGCCUCCAAUAUUUAUUGGUUUCUCAAUAGUUACAGGUUAUUAUUUGGUAGAGUAUUUCUUUGUAUUUCCACUUAUCUUUUUUGGUAAAAUAGGGAAUCUAGCUAGCUUCCUAUUCAAUGAAAAGUUCAAUAGAAG
Molecule: messenger RNA, 3132 nt
Organism: Linum trigynum
Lineage: Eukaryota; Viridiplantae; Streptophyta; Magnoliopsida; Malpighiales; Linaceae
Source: the annotation of a GenBank genome assembly